AGAAACCCUAGUAUAUGUUUAUAUAGCAAACUUCAGUCUUAAAAAAAACACCCUUUCACAAUAGCGGCGGAGGAAGUUCUCAUCACCAGAAGGAGUAAAAAUGGCGGUUCCGUUGCUUAUGAAGAAGGUCGUGAAGAAGAGGUCUGCCAAGUUCAUCAGACCCCAGAGUGAUCGCAGAAUCACCGUCAAGGAAAGCUGGAGGAGGCCUAAGGGUAUUGACUCUAGGGUGAGAAGAAAGUUCAAGGGUGUCACCUUGAUGCCCAAUGUUGGUUACGGUUCUGACAAGAAGACCCGUCACUACCUCCCUAAUGGAUUCAAGAAAUUCGUUGUUCACAACACUUCUGAGCUUGAGCUGCUCAUGAUGCAUAACAGGACUUACUGUGCCGAGAUUGCUCACAAUGUCUCAACCAAGAAGAGAAAGGCCAUAGUGGAGAGAGCUUCUCAGCUAGACAUCGUUGUUACCAACAAGCUUGCUAGGUUGCGUAGCCAGGAAGACGAGUGAAAAGCCCUUAUCUGUAGUGUUUUACUUUUUAUUUAUCGUCUGACUAUUUUGGAUUACCUUCUUUUUGCGUUUUGAAGAUUUUAUAACUUGGGUUCUCGUUUUAUGAUAUGAUUAAUUCAGAAUCUACACAACGUAAAA
Molecule: messenger RNA, 640 nt
Organism: Capsella rubella
Lineage: Eukaryota; Viridiplantae; Streptophyta; Magnoliopsida; Brassicales; Brassicaceae
Product: 60S ribosomal protein L32-1
Exons: 4
Coding region: 101-502 (133 amino acids)
Biological process (GO): translation
Cellular component (GO): cytosolic large ribosomal subunit; ribosome
Molecular function (GO): structural constituent of ribosome
Source: RefSeq, a predicted model, not a curated record